Sorghum bicolor (sorghum) is the source of this 558-nucleotide messenger RNA. RefSeq lists its product as uncharacterized. Bases 1 to 558 code for a protein of 185 amino acids. The record is from RefSeq and is a predicted model, not a curated record. The transcript is spliced from 3 exons. Lineage: Eukaryota; Viridiplantae; Streptophyta; Magnoliopsida; Poales; Poaceae.
AUGGCCUCCUAUCAAUCAAUAGCACCCGUGCUUUGCAUGCUAGCUCUCCUCUUUUAUGGAGGAAAUGCACUCCACCAUGACAGUGUGUUGAAAACCACCCUAUACAUAAAACAGUCUUUUGCCAAAGAUCAAAGAACUUUGGGCGAUGGUACCGUCAUUAUUAACUGGCCCAUAAAGGAUGGGCCAGGUGCUGCUGCCAAUACCAUUGGGCAUGCAGAGGGCUUGACAACACUAGCAAAUGAACCCAGUCAUUUCUGGGUAACCAUAAUGGACAUGGUCUUCGACCGAGGGAGCCAUGCGGGAUCCUCACUUCAAGUGAUGGGGCUUCAUGGUUCCAAAAAGGAUCUGCCACAGAGUCAGUGGAGUGUUAUGGGGGGCACUGGACAACUUACCAUGGCGCGGGGUAUUAUCAAGUACAACAUAACCCAAGAAGAUAGUUCUAGUAGGACCUUCGAAUUAUACAUAUACGUGUACUACACUACCAUUCUGACUAUCUACUAUCAUGAUCUGUAUGUUGCCAUACAUCUCAAUGCUCGUUUCCUUGAUAAGAUUAAAUAG